UAGAUAGAUAGAUAGGUACUCGACUAAGCCCUUUAAGGCGGUGCUCCAGCAUGGCAGCUGUCCAAUGAUGGAAACAAGUAAAAGAUAAAAGAAGAGAGGUAUAAGUGUGUGUGUGUGUGUUUAUGUGUUUGUGUGUGUCUGUGUAUACUUACACCCCUACCAACAAUUCCUGUUGCCUCUUCUGAUUUUUAUUUGAAACGAUGAUAAGAGGAGAGAACGGGAAUUGAACCAGAAUAAUUUAACGGCAGCCAUUCCUGCUACUAUUAUAAUCUCCGAUAUUAGAUCCGGUCAGGAUGGAUAAGGAUAAAGAGAAAGAGAAAGAAAAGGAGAAGGAUAAAGAGAAAGAGAAAGAGAAAGAAAAAGAAAGAGAAAAGGAUAAGGAAAAAGAUGAGAACGAAGAGGAAGAAGAAGAAGAAGCGAAGCAGGAAUUGACUCCCGAAGAACUCGCAGAAAGAGAACGGAAAGAAAAAGAAAGAAGAGAACGGCUGUAUCGUCUGCUUAUUGGAUGUAUGCAAAACCUGCCUUCUCUUGGAUCGAAAAUUGUCCGUAUAUUCACGAGUUCAACAUUUACAGACACCACAGUGGAGAGAAAUGCAUUGAUGGAAAGAAUUUAUCCGAAAAUCAAAGACUUCUGUCGUGAAAGAUACGGACUUGAAUUCCAGGUUGUCGACAUGAGAUGGGGAGUCCGUGAUGAAGCCACCGAUGACCACAUGACCACCCAGUUGUGUAUGCAGGAAAUUGACAACUGCCAGCGUCUGUCGAUGGGGCCGAACUUUGUGGUUUUGCUCGGACAGAAAUAUGGCUACCGCCCUAUACCGACGUUAAUUUUAGCCACAGAAUUCGAAAUGCUAAGAGAUUGCAUCAAAGAAGAAGCGUCCGAACUGGAGCUUUUGGAAAUGUGGUAUAAAAGAGAUGACAAUUAUGUCCCACCUGUUUAUGUUCUGCAGCCGAUCAGCUCCAUUCUGACCAACUUUAACAAUAAGCGCCACCAACGUUUACAAGAAGCUGACCAAGCUACAUGGUGGGAAACGUUCAGCAAAUUAACAAAAAUUAUCCGUAAAGCAGCUCAGGUGUUGUUUGUGACGAAGAAAAUCGACCGGGAACAAAUGCAUAACUUUUUUAUGUCAGGUCAAAUAAUGUCAAAUUUGGCUCAUAUUUGUCUACUUAACCCAUCUAUCAGUUUUAACGUAUCAUCAUGGUUCACUGGGAACAAGAAGCCAGUGAUGAUCCUCCGAUUUCUCGGUACAACACCCUGCAGUUCCAGUAUUGUCCCACUGUUGACCACCUUGAGCCGGCAACUCAGCUACAUCUAUGACAUUCAGGAAGAGGAGGUUCCGGACGAACUGGCGCCUCUCAUACAGCACUUCAAGAAGGUUAUGUGUUCAGCCACUGCUAAAAAACCGUUAAUCAUUUUCCUCGACUCCCUAGAUCAAUUAUCGGCUGCUAGUGGGGCGCACGAGCUCUCGUGGGUGCCUCGAAAACUCGCUCCGAACGUCAAACUUAUCGUUUCAACAUUGCCCAAUUAUUAUAAUAUCUUGGAGAAUUUGAAUACCAUUGUGGAAUCGAAGGAAAACUACGUGCAAAUUUUACCGUUGGGGCACAACCUUAGUAGCACCAUUCUUAAACAUUGGUUGAAAAAUGCCAAUCGAAACAUAACGAACGAACAAUGGGAAGUGGUGAAUGAGGCGAUAUCAAAAUGUAAUUUACCUCUCUAUGUUAAACUGGUUUUUGACGAAAUCUGCCGAUGGAAAUCUUAUAAAAAACCCCAACCGAAUCAACUGGGGCAUUCAAUUCAUGAUAGCAUCACGAAACUUCUGGAAAAAAUCGAAAAUCAACACGGCAAAACACUUGUAGCGCAUGCCCUGGGUUAUAUAACAGCAUCGAAGAAUGGGCUUUCAGAAACGGAACUCGAAGAUCUUUUAUCGUUGGAUGAAAAAGUUCUUAAUGAUGUCUAUCAGUACCAUUUGCCACCUACACGCCGCAUUCCGCCUUUGUUGUGGACGCGGAUAAGAAACGAUUUACCUGGGUACCUGAGUGAAAGGGAAGCAGAUGGAGUAAAUGUUAUAGGUUGGUACCACAGACAGUUCAUUGACGCAGCUAAAGAACGCUAUUUGAAGAACUUGAAUUUUGUGAGCGAAAUACACUCAAAUCUGGCAGAAUAUUUCAUUGGAACAUGGGGGGGUGGUAUUCCGAAACCUUUUGAAUACUCCGAACUUCAACGCCAAAGGUUUAACCUAGACGACAAACACGGCGAAGGAGAUCGUAAGGUACCCCUGCAGCCACUUGUGUUUAAUAAUGCCGAAGGUGUAAUAGUAACCAGGUACAACCUGCGUAAACUUAGUGAGUUACCAUACUCGCUCAUUCGAUCUUAUCGUUACGAGGAUUUAUACGAAAAAGUCAUUUUCAAUUACCGUUGGCUCCACGCCAAGCUUAGUUCAAUGCCUCUGCAGUCGCUUCUGGCAGAUCUGGAAGACCUCCUAGAGCAUACUUACGACAAGGAGGUAAAACUCAUAGCAGACGCUAUCCGUUUGUCAAGUUCGGUGCUAAACCACUACCCAGAUAUGCUCGGCCCUCAGAUUAUUGGCAGACUUUUACCCUACUAUAAUUCCCACCAAAAAAUCCACAGCCUUAUCGACCAGUGUGAAAGUGAAGGCUUAAAUAACUGUGCACUCAUUCCGGGACAUCACUGUUUACAAACGCCCGGCGGCCCUCUUCAAUAUUCUUUAGAAGGUCAUCCGUUCGCCCCUUUCGGAAUUGCCGUUACUACAGAUGGACGCUACGUAGUUUCUGUUUCCAACAAGUUUAUCAUAUGGGACUUGUCUUCUGGAGACGUGGUACGAACCGUUUCCCCUAAAAUUGAGGGCAUCAUGCAAAACUUAUCCAUAUCCCCUAGUGACAAAUACGCUGUCGGUUACACAAACAACAAACAAAUAGUUAUUUGUUUAAUUUACACCGGUGACUAUUACAUAAUUAACGAACCUGAUGGAAAGUUCAAAGGUCAAGUGCUCGGUGCCACAGUCUCAAACUCACACUUGGCUGUCUGGAAGGAGAAAGAAUGGUAUUUAAUGACUAUCGAAGGUAAAUUUCUUAACAGUUUUGAGUCUGAACUGAAGAUGCCGAUUCUGUUGGUAACGUUUACAGAAAAAGGUAAUAACUUGGUGUUCUUGAAAAAUGAUGAUGAAGACAACAAUGCUAUGACUCUUGAAAUUUCUGACCAUUCUGUCGAACCAUUUGAAUUCCACAGUGGAAUCGUUUUGACAAAAGAACAAACUCGUUUGUACACCUGCAUUGAAAUAAGUGAUAAUGCCGUGGUUUCCUAUAAGUUGAGUGGCAACCGUUGGCGUUACGAACGGACCCUAGACAAUAACACAGAACCGGUUUUCUCAAUGGCGUUGGCCCCCGACGAAGCGUACCUUCUUGUAACAAUUCCAUUUGGUUACAAGUUGUAUGAUCUGAAGAAAGACACGCAAAAAGAUCUGAAGCUGCCACAUGGCGUUCGAAAUAUUCCGACUAAAAACCAAAUUUUUAGUUUAUUAGCGUUCACUAAGAACAAUCAUUUUGUAGUGGCCGGAGUCAGGCGGAACCUGUAUGUCUGGGAUGUGAAGCAAGGGAAUAUGGUGAAAGUACUGGACGCACAUUUUGGACGUAUUAUCGCUAUGGACGCUGUCCGCGGCAAGAACAAUAAAGUGAUCUCUUCUUCGAUUGACAAAACUAUCAAAGUGUGGAACUUUGAUAACAUUCUCGAAGAUGUUCAUUCGAUCGAUCGUCUGGAGAAGCCAAUAGAAUCGAUGAAUAUUGCUGAAAAUGUCAACCUUUGUGUUACAACGACACGAAAUGGUGUGGGAGUGUGGGACAUGGAACGAGGUAAACUGGUGCAUAACUUACCCGGGGGGUCGCACAAUUCUAUCAUCUCGAGUGCCCUCAUCACGAAAGAUGGCAAAUACGUGGUGGUUGCCGAAUCGGUCGGGGUGGUGGUGUGGGACGCCAAAACUGGGAAAAUGAUGAAGAAAAUUGCUCAGGCCAACACACAAGUAGUCCUGCUCAAUGAUGAUAAUACACGAGUAAUUAGUUUUUCGGUGGUCAGUGAAGAGAAGGGCCACGGUUCCUGUUUCAUAUUUCCAGACGGAGACGAAGUUUAUAGAUUUGAUUAUGCGAUGAAGAAAUUUCUCAAGCCUGUACUGACUUGUAGCAGUCUUCAACUCGCGGUUCCUGCAACGGACAAAAGCUGUGAUACCAUUAACAUCUACAAUGCCAAAACUGGACAUCUCCAGUUUACCAUGCAGUUGAAAUAUUCUAACUACAAAGACAUACAAGAGGUAGUGGCCAUGCCGCACGAAGCACACCAAAUUGCAGUGGUCGACAGUGAAAAGGGGAACAUAAUUGACCUGAAGAAGAAAACUUUAAUCCGUUCUGUUAUGCGUUGGAAUGGAAUGUCAACGAAAAACGGUAAACACGGAUUGUAUGCUCCUUCAAGAGGAGGCAUGGAACUUCUUGAGUUGAAACACGGCAAAACAAUUCGGACGUUUAUUCCAAAAGUCGCUGAAGGAGUUUUCAAUAUCCAAGUGUUCUUCGCGAAGAAUGACCAACACGUGGUGUAUUACCAUUCCGGUCGGAGAACGAUUCGCGUCUUCCGAGUAUCUGAUGCCAAAAUGAUAGCCAAUUUCAAAACGCAUGCUGCAGUAAACACAAUGGCCUGCAACGCUCUGGGAACAUCGAUUGUGAUUGGUACCGUUGAUGGCAGUGUGACAUUGCUAACCAUUGCGGACCCUGAGUAUCAAGAAAAUUUGGACUACCUCCGAGCGCUACCUGCCCGACAAGCACUUCCUGUGCAGCCCCCUCUUCUUGAUGCCAAUGGCGAAAUCAUUUCAAGCAAAGACCAUUUUGGGGCAACUUUACACAUCAGUCGAUUUGUAGCUAAAGCUGGCAUCGCAUCACAGAAACAACAGUCGAAGGCUUGUGUCCUAUCUUAAAAGACCUCGCUCUAUAGAAAUUAUUCUAAGUUGCAGGAAAUGACGAUCAGAUUAAGGAAGCUGCGAUGAAUACCAGAAUUAUCUAUCAUCAUCAACAUCAUCGUCAACAUCAUCAUCAUCAUCGUCAUUAUCAGCGUCCUCAUCGUCGUCGUCAUUCUUCUUUUUCAUCUGUCUUCUUCAGUCUUCCUCCUCCUCCUCUUCAUGUUGAUGGACAGAUGUCACAUGACUUCUCCAGGAGGGAAUUGAACUCACUAUAAAAAUAAUUUGGAUUUUCAGCUUUGCUAGAAAUUGAACCAGCUAACUACCGUCAAGUGCCGCUCACUAACGUCAACUAUCGUCAACUACUGUUAAGUAACAUCAACUGACCUCUGCUACCGUCAACUAAUGUCAACACCGUUAACUAUCGUCAAUCACCGUCAUAUGCUAUCCAGUAACGUAACUAACAUCUACUAACGUUAAUAUGAAUACCGUGAAUUACCGUCAGUUAACAUUAACUAACGACAGUUAAUGUCAACGACAGUUAAUGUCAACGACAGUUAAUGUCAACGACAGUCAACUACAACCACCAACUUGCGUCAACUGCCGUCAAAUAACUCAAGCAACGUAAACUGCCGAAGCAACGCUUCUCCUUGUCGGUUCCACAACCACCGAUAUAGGAUAUGUCUUUUAUCUAGAACUUCAAGUUGAAGUUGAGUUGGAUGUCAGUGUUUGAUUCUGAACCUAUGUCUUUCGACUCGCGAGAUAGAAAUUCUUUAUCUACACUCAUUCGUUCUAGUUGGAUUAAAGAGUAACCAAGUUGUUGCUGUUGUUGUUUAAGACUUGGUCGGUCCUGACUGUGCGGGAAUUUGAUCAAAGUCUUUCCAGCCGUAACUAGUAAGUUUGUGUUCAGUCCACACACACACACACACACACACACAAGCAAUCUCACAGAUAUAACUAUCUGGUGAACGGCCACGUGAAAUUCUGAGUAACAAUUUGUGAACAUUUUUUCAGAUUUAAUAAAAUAGUGUGUGUGCGUGUGUAUGUAUGUGUAUGUAUGUACAUAGAAUGGGGAGAGAGAGAACUGAUGUAUAAAUAUAAAAAAAUACACCCACAGUAAUUCAGGAUUUAAUUAUUCUUAUUUCUAAUGAAGCUGCUGUUAUAUGUAAUUAAAAAUCAUGUGGCCUUUGUAAAAAAAAAUUAUUUUGGAAAAUUAUUUUUGCUUUCCAUUUCCAGUUUAGAGGGAGAAAAGACUUUAAUUUGCUAAGCCAAUUUUUCUUCCAAUUGUAAAUUAACAUGGCUACUCAAUGAAUAAAUGCCCAUAAAACUCGGAUAAAAUAUUUAAAUCAACAGUAAAUAAAGAAAAAGAAAAGAUAAUUUCUAACAGAAAAAAGUCGUACUAUUUUAAAAACUUUAAGAGACACGCUUAAUGCUAAUAAUAAUUACAAUAUACACAUUUUGCCAAAAUGAAAGAUUGAGCAAAAAAACUGAGCUUUAAACGAUAAUUAUUUCAGUCUUUCUUUUGCAAAUUCAGCUUCCAAAUAUUUGACUGUAGGGAAGAUUUACCAAGCAGAAAAAAAUAUCUGCUUGACAGAGCUAGGUGACAAAGGCAGAUGCAUCCUUACCUCAGAUCCUUUUUGAAGAGGGUGAGAACGAAAAACAUUACAUGCCUUAGAUUAUAUAUAUUAAUUGUAUCUGUGACUUAAUAUAAUUAUCUAAUUUAUAAUUUAUCUAAUUAUUUACAAAUUUUUAAUAUCUUAAACAUAUUUUUCCAUCUCAGUCCCAUCCAUCAUGUUUAUAUAACUUUGCUGUGGCAUUAACACAUAUUUUGAAUAACCUUUAACAAAUAACGA
This is a messenger RNA of Octopus bimaculoides (California two-spot octopus), 6802 nucleotides long. RefSeq names its product NACHT and WD repeat domain-containing protein 2. The record is from RefSeq and is a predicted model, not a curated record. Gene Ontology annotation, molecular function: protein binding. Lineage: Eukaryota; Metazoa; Mollusca; Cephalopoda; Octopoda; Octopodidae.